UAAUUGAAUUUAUUCUUGAACAAUCAGCUCGUAUACAGAGCUUUUGUGAAGCGCGAUAAGAGGAAGACUAAAUGGAGAAUCCGGCGCCAUCUCACAACUUCCAGUAUAACUUCACUCGCGGCCCUUUUCAUGUGUCGUAUUUUUAUCGAUUGAGAAUAACUUUGCAAUAAAAAUAUAUACAAAAUUAAGCUUGACGUGAAACAAUGUUUGACAAUUCUCUUUCACCCGAGACGAAAGCCUCAAAAGAGGAUUAUUUAUUGUCAAGAGCAAAGGAGGCUUUACACACUGACAUUUACGCAGCAAAAUCCUGGCUAAUCACAGCGAAAUCAUUAUUCCCUCACAGUUCUAAAGUACAGUUUGAAGCCUAUCGAAUAGAAAAACUCUCAAAAAAUGUAAAGGAGGCUGCGAAAUGUUUUAGUGAAAUUUUUCAAAAUUUUCCUGAGGAUCGUGAAAUUUGGGCGGAAAUAGAGACAGUGACAGCCUGUCUUCGUUCAGAGAAAAAUGAUCCAGAGUCCGAGUUGCUUUGUAAGAUGUUUCAACACAUUCCUCAAGAGCUUCAACACCGAUUGCUCGUUAUGACAGCCGAUCACAGUGAAGACACAAUGGAGCACUGCAAACUAUUGCUCUUGCUGUUGAAAAAAUUUCCUCAAACUAUUUCAACUCAUGGUCCACGUCUCGUUGAAACUCUACUGACAGCUGAGAAACACAGUCAUCCCGGUGAAGCUGUGAAUGAUUUUCGCAGACUCUUAGCUUGCGAAGCCCUACCACUUUUGGGAGGAGCCCCUGUAGAUUUAAACCCUCGAUUAUGUCUACGACUCCUUUGCAAAGCUGUGGAAUUCUUUCUAACAUACGUCCAACAACCACCAGACUGUCAGAUAACCAAUCCCUGGGAUCGUUUAUUCCAAGUUAUCGACAUUAUUGGUAAAAAACUUGGCUGGGAAUUGAGCAGUUUAUUCUCUACUCCGUGGAACGAAGAGACUUACUGCGAGAGAAUCCAACAGUACGCGGUCACUCAUGCCAAUGGACUCAGUGAUGAAGCUACUGUAAGACAGUUACUACUGUGUGCAAUUGCAGUGUUAAUUAGAAUAUUAAAUGAGCAUGCUCCUCAAAUGAAUAGUUAUGAUGUGCCUUACUGCCUGGUUGAGGCAUUCACAGAGCCAAUAUUAUCUACAACAGAAUCAAAACCGAAGAAACGCAAAAGAGAAGAAAUCAUUUUAACCAGUGACAGUGAGUAUAGUGGCUAUGGACUGACCUCGGCAGUUGGUCUUUGGGACAUAUUACACAGUAGUGAGUACAUGAAGAGGGAGGUAACCAAACUCAGCCAACAAACCCUGAGACUGGAUGCUUGGUUGAAUCCUUUCCUUAUUGACCUAGCUGUAUAUAAAGGAUUACACCAAGAUGCGCUUGCAAGGUUCCCCCAGGCCGGAGGUAGCUUAGCUACUCACUUGAGACUAGCCAGCACUUGCUUCUGUCUCAAAGAUUAUGGAGGAAUGUUGGAUUACAUAGUAAUGAUAGUGAGUGCUUUACCUCAAGUACGCGGAAAAUUAUCAAAUAAUCUUAACGCACCUGCUACUCGUCAUUUGCAUUAUUUAGCUCUUGCAGAACUACCAAUAUUGCAAUACUGCUGUAGAUUACUAUUGAAUGGACUGAAAAGCAAAUUGACUAUUUCCAACGACACUGGCGAUUGGGUAACGGGUAAUUGCCUUGUACUAAUGCAAUUGGAUUGGCCACAAGAGGCCAAUAUCUUGCCCAUCAUAUCUGAGCGUAUUCGUAUGCACGAGGCAUUCCGAUAUCCACUGUUCACCUCGUACAUUAUUUGCAUUGAUAUUCUUGAGGAGCUCACUUACCUGUGGACUGAGAGUGGUGGAGGAGUUUCACUGGACAUUGCUAUCGGAUCCGAGGUGCUGCAGGGUAGGAGGAUAACAACUCGGGGUGCUGAUAAGGGAGUUCGGGAGGAAGUCAGACAAGCCAUGAGACGACAGGCCGCUCGACAAGAUGUUGAUCCUAUAAAUGAAUUAAUUAAAAGAUUCAUAAUUAAUGAGAAGGCUGCUAUUUCACAUAGCUUAAUGCUCAAAUGAAUUCGCUUUACUGUCUAUAAAUAAAUUACAUUUGCAUAUUCUAA
This is a messenger RNA of Diachasmimorpha longicaudata, 2122 nucleotides long. RefSeq names its product integrator complex subunit 10 (gene IntS10). The record is from RefSeq and is a predicted model, not a curated record. NCBI's taxonomy places the organism in Eukaryota, Metazoa, Arthropoda, Insecta, Hymenoptera, Braconidae. Gene Ontology annotation, cellular component: integrator complex. Gene Ontology annotation, biological process: snRNA processing. The coding region runs from base 204 to 2078 and encodes 624 amino acids. The transcript has 4 exons.